Molecule: messenger RNA, 2095 nt
Organism: Arabidopsis thaliana (thale cress)
Lineage: Eukaryota; Viridiplantae; Streptophyta; Magnoliopsida; Brassicales; Brassicaceae
Gene: PSS1
Product: phosphatidyl serine synthase family protein
Exons: 13
Coding region: 472-1749 (425 amino acids)
Biological process (GO): phosphatidylserine biosynthetic process; phosphatidylethanolamine biosynthetic process
Cellular component (GO): endoplasmic reticulum membrane; nuclear envelope
Molecular function (GO): L-serine-phosphatidylcholine phosphatidyltransferase activity; L-serine-phosphatidylethanolamine phosphatidyltransferase activity
Source: RefSeq, marked reviewed
UAGUUCUGGAAAAAAAGGGAAUCGUGGGGGAAAGAAAGCAGAGUCGUUUUCAGAUCGUGAAUAGAAGCAGCAGCAGAAGCCGUAUCUAUCCCUCUCUCUCUCUCUCUCUCUCUCUCUCUCUCUCUCUCUCUACUUUGACCGUUCCUCUUCUUUUUAUUCAUCAACAUCAUCGAGCUUUCUACUACUUGGAUUCCUACUUCUUCUUCUUCUUCCUCUGAUUCUCUCCCAUUCCAAUCAAUCUCUAGGGUUCUUCUUCAGACAGAACCUUUCUCUGUCUCUCUCUGCUUGUACCUUGUACCUUUUCUCUCUGUAUACACUCCAUUGUCUGCCUUUUCUCGUCUCUCUUCUCUUACAGUUUUUAUUCAUUAAUUUCUCUCGAGGAUGCUCCUCAGGCCCCUCUUUAUCUCAUCUCCCAGCUAAAGUUUCUCUUUUUGUUUUUAAUCAGCAAUACUUCAGAAGCUGGUUUUGGCCAUGGAACCCAAUGGGUACAGGAAAGAAAGAAGAAAGGAACAACAUUUGGGGAGAAUGAAUGGUGGUGGUGGUGAUGUUGAGACUGAUCUUGAUCCAUGGACUGCAUGGGCUUACAAGCCUCGCACUAUCUCUCUUCUCCUUAUUGGCGCUUGUUUUCUCAUUUGGGCUAGUGGAGCUCUUGAUCCUGACAGCACUACAUCUGAUGAUCUUGUCACUUCUGUCAAAAGGGGAGUGUGGGCUAUGAUCGCUGUCUUUCUUGCUUACUCUUUGCUCCAGGCCCCUUCAACGGUUCUAAUCAGGCCCCAUCCUGCAAUCUGGCGCUUAGUUCAUGGAAUGGCCGUCAUUUACUUAGUUGCACUUACUUUUUUGCUCUUUCAGAGACGUGAUGAUGCACGGCAGUUCAUGAAGUUUCUCCACCCUGACCUUGGAAUAGAACUUCCUGAGAAAUCAUACGGUGCUGAUUGCCGUAUAUAUGUGCCUGAUCACCCAACAAACAGGUUUAAGAAUCUUUAUGACACAGUAUUUGAUGAGUUUUUCUUGGCUCACAUCUUUGGUUGGUGGGGGAAAGCAAUUCUGAUCCGGAACCAGCCGCUUCUUUGGGUGCUUUCAAUUGGUUUUGAGUUAUUGGAGGUUACUUUUCGGCAUAUGUUACCAAAUUUCAACGAGUGCUGGUGGGACAGUAUUGUUCUUGAUAUCUUGAUAUGCAACUGGUUUGGUAUCUGGGCAGGAAUGUAUACAGUUCGAUAUUUUGAUGGAAAAACAUAUGAGUGGGUUGGCAUUAGCCGCCAGCCUAACAUUAUUGGCAAAGUGAAAAGGACACUGGGGCAGUUCACACCAGCUCACUGGGACAAAGACGAGUGGCAUCCGCUGCAGGGACCUUGGCGUUUUAUUCAAGUACUCACUCUUUGCAUCAUAUUCUUGACAGUGGAGCUGAACACAUUCUUUCUCAAGUUUAGCCUGUGGAUCCCCCCUCGAAACCCAGUGAUUCUCUAUAGGCUGAUCUUGUGGUGGCUCAUAGCGAUACCAACAACACGGGAGUACAAUUCAUAUCUUCAAGACAGAAAACCUGUGAAAAAGGUGGGAGCAUUCUGUUGGCUGUCACUGGGGAUAUGCAUAGUAGAACUUCUCAUCUGCAUCAAGUUUGGAAGUGGAUUGUACCCAACAGAAAUGCCAUUGUGGGUAGUGACACUAUGGGGAAGUGUGGGACUUGGACUUGUGGCCUUCUUGCUGUCUUGGACAUGGAAGAUCCAGAAGAUCCUCGCGCAAAAGAGACGUUAAGCGCAUCAUUAUUGUUGCAGCAGAGACGAGAGAGAAAUAGAGGUGAGACAGUGAAAUGCCAUUGUGGUUUUUUUUUGUAAAUAGGGAGAAGAAGGAACGAUGUAAAUGCAAUUUUCUUUAGGGAUAGUGUGUGAUAUUCAACAUUUACGAAGAUUCCAUCAAUUCUUUCAUGCAUCAAAAGUUCUUUCAUCUUUGUUCUGCCCCCUCAAUCUGACAAAACAUGUUGGUUUGAAUGUCAAUUUUUUGUUACCAUUCACACAUUCAAGUUUUCAACAGUUCAAAAAAAGAAGAAGAAGUUAUUGAGCCAUUGUUUCUUCUGGUUUUUGAGAUGAUUGUUUUGUGCUGC